[Candida] anglica is the source of this 3024-nucleotide messenger RNA. Lineage: Eukaryota; Fungi; Ascomycota; Pichiomycetes; Serinales; Debaryomycetaceae. The record is from the annotation of a GenBank genome assembly.
GCGCAUUUGUAAGCUCAGGUUGCGUUUUCGUUUUUGCCCCCCCAUCAAGAGACCACAACUGUUGUCUUUGAAUGCCUUUGUUUAGACAUUCUUCGAAGAAAAAGGAGCCCAAGACGGGCCCACCCCUGGCGAAGACUGGCCUCCAGAACGGCCCCCAGAGCCCGGGCCUGACCCUGGGAGGAGUCCCAACCUUGGACUUACCUUCCAGAUCAAAUUCAUUGGUUUCAAUCUCAUCUAAUCGAUCGGUUCUGUCCUCCACAUCCACCACCGGGAAAUUCCGAUCUUUAUUAAGAUUAUCUCCAGACACCGAGACAAGAUCAGCAACACAACCUGCCACCACCUCCACCGCCAGUGCUAGCACCUCCACCAGUUCUACCACUGGUGGUUCUACCACUGGUGGUAGAGUGCCAUCUCCUGAUAAACAGAAAAGAGUCAGUACCAUUGUAGAGGCCGAUACUGAAGAUCUUGGAUCUGGUCAUGGAAGUGACUUUGAUGAUGAAAAGGAGUCAGACACAGACACAGACUCAGACACAGACACAGAUUCCUCAUCAGAGACUGACUCAGAGUCUACCUCCUCCUCCAUUCUUGACCACCUUCAUGUCAUCAAAUCAAGAGGUAAGGCCAUUUCUGGUUCACAUCUAUCAUCACAACUCUCAUCGUUCAUGGUGUAUUGUGGUCUUAACCACUCAUCACUCACAGAUGCCGCCAAUGAAGAGCUGAAGAGAACGUUCUCCUUGUUGGAUGAUAGUUUGAAAAUACAUCCAGUGUCCGCCACCACUCGUAGGAAUGAUCCAAGACUACAGGAACCGGUGAUUCUGGACGUCCAGGUGGAUAUACUCAAGAGGCUUACUGAGAGGAUCAUGGGACUUUUGGUGCCGUCGUCAGUAAGUGAACAAUAUGCUUUGGCUUCAAGGGGGAAAUCUGUUUUGGAAAGGUAUGGGACAGUGAGGAAUGUGAUUGGGAGGGGAGCUUAUGGGUUGAUAAAGAUAAUAGAGCCCACUAGUGGACACACUAGUGGACACACUAGUGGCGUAGCCGCUAGUGGGGCUGCUAGUGGGGCCACUAGCUCUGGAGUAUCCAGUAGAGCUGGUACAUCCACUAGUAGGUCAACCAGGUCAGGUAAUGGCUCCGCUGACUCAGCUUCGGCUAACGCCUCAGCUGGCCCAGCUUCGAGUGGUCUUCUCUACGCCAUCAAAGAACUCCAUCGUAGACCUCCAACCGACUCAAAAUCCCAAGAAUCAGACUCAAAAUUCAUUGAAAGAGUUCUCUCCGAAUUCAUCAUCCUGUCAACCCUCAACUACAAACACAUUGUGAAAACCGUAGACCUCAUGGUAACCCUCCCCCUGGCCUGUGUGCCCCCUGCAACCUCCCCCACCACCACCACCAAACUGCCCCUGUCCCUCAAACUCUCGUCCCUCACCUCGUCCUUCAAACUGACGUCCCCUCCACCAACCACCUCGCCCCCACCCUCCUCCUCCUCCUCCUCCACCAUCCCCAUCAAAAUCAACCAAGUCAUGGAAUGCACCUCGGGAGGUGACCUCUUCACCUACAUCACCACCAUGACCGACCGGUUCCAAGACCCCGUCAACUACAUCCAACUCGACGAGAUCGACUGUUUUGUCAAACAGAUCGCCAAGGGGCUCUGGUUCAUGCACGAGCACGGCGUGGCCCAUUGUGACCUCAAGCUUGAGAACAUUCUCAUUGAGUACCUCCCCAAUGACCAUCACCACCACCCAUCAUCACCCGCCAGAUCCACCAAGAUUGCCCUCAAGCUCUCUGACUUUGGCAAGUCCAACGUGUUCCGCACCAAGUGGGACGUCAAGGAACAACUCAUCCCAUACACCACGGGACCCAUAGGCUCGGAGCCAUACAUCUCUCCUGAAGAGUAUGGCCCCUUCUCCACCGACUCUGGCUACUCCCCUCGUAAAAAGGAUAAUUGGGCUUUAGGGAUCAUCAUUCUUCUUCUCUUCAAUAUCCGUAGGAAUUACUAUUCCAAUGCGGAUCACAAACAUAGCAAGUCCACUGCCUCCACCACCUCUGCUCUCUUUGGUGACUACUCGCGUGGAUACCUCUGGCAUUCCACCGAGCCCAAGAGCCGCCACAAAGCUUCCUCGUCCACCCCGACCCGCUACAAGGACAAGGGCUUUGACGAGUACAUGCGCACACGCAUGAUUUGUGACUACGAGUGUCGGACCAAGGAAUGGCUCAUUCUCAAGAAGGGAUCCUUCAGCCCCAUAGAGAAGCUCUUUGACCCUCCGGACGGCAUUGACGACGAUGAUGAUGACGACAACUCGUCCCUUGGUGGCGGUGGUGGCGUCUCCCGUGCGUCGGCCCUGUUGCAGGACGACCAGGACGAGAAGGACCUCUGUGAGCUCCGUAAGUACUUCAUCUACAAGCUCUUGGACCCGGACCCAAAGUCCAGACUCACGGUGGUUGAGCUACUCAAGGGCGAUUGGAUGCGGGGCGUUGAGUCUUGUAUCUAGCUGGCACCUCUCCUUCUUGCUCAAAGCGGUCUCUCCUUCCCCCCCACCACUUCGAGAGUGUGUCUCCGGGGUCCAGGGGAGCGUCCGGCAGGCAGAUCCAAGCACUCUAUGCCCUACGGGGUAAGCAAGCCGCUCCGCUGGCACUCCGUGGGCCACUAGCCGUGGAGGCCUCCUUCCUCUUACGAGGAACCCCACGGUGCUUACAGUCUCCUCGUAGAGGAGCCAGGCCCCACGCCAGUGGCCCUCCCCGAGUAGGGGCCCAGCGGAGCGUCUCACAGUCCCACGGGGAGGAUGGUAGUCACCACCCUACGGGGUAAGCAAGCCGCUCCGCUGGCACUCCGUGGGCCACUAGCCGUGGGGGCCUUGCUCCUCUACCGAGGAGGGAGGGACCCCUUUGAGCUUCUGUUCUUGAUCUGGACCUUUCCAGCUCUCAUCCAGAACGUCCCUGGCACCCCCCAGCAGCAUCUCCAGGCAUCCCUUGUGCCCCCCCCCCCCCCAGAACACUCUGCAUUCAAUUCCCGACCCCCUGGUCAACUCACAA